AUGCUGAGUCCGGCGCGCCGAGCGACGGAAUGUGAUCCGCACGUUCGCGGCGCGUCGACACCGAGUCGCGCGCAGGUCGAUCGGUUCAUCCCGAGCAGAAGCGCGCUGGACUUGGACGUGGCGCACUAUAACAUGUCCCAGGACGGGCGGGGGACGGAGGGAGAGGAUGAUUCAAAGGAGAUACGGUCUCCGGCGAAGGAGGCGUACAAGAAGAGUCUAGCGGAUAACUUCCACGUGGAAAGGGGAAGCGAUUCGGCGAAGAUUCUCGCGUUCAAGUCAAAGGCGCCGGCGCCGCCGAGUGGGAUGGAAAACUCGGCGCGAGGCGUCUACACGAACAAUUCCGCCGGUGUGCGAGCGAAGAAGACGUGCCGUCAGAUUCCAUCCGCACCGGAACGCAUCUUAGAUGCUCCGGAGUUGAUCGACGACUACUAUUUGAACCUGAUCGACUGGGGGUCGUCGAACCAAGUCGCGGUGGCGUUGGGUUGCACCGUGUACAUGUGGAACGCGGAUACUGGGGCUAUCAACCAGUUGUGCCAGACGAACCCGGCGGACGAAGAGGACUACAUCACUUCUGUCAACUGGGGGGCGGAUGGAAAACACAUCGCGGUCGGUACGAACAGUGCGGAGGUUCAAAUUUGGGACGCGAGCCAGUGCAAGAAGGUGCGUACGUUGCGAGGUCACGCGGCGCGGGUGGGCGCGAUCUCGUGGAACGGUUCGCAGCUUGCCACAGGCGGACGUGAUAACACCAUCAUGAUUCACGACGUUCGCAUUCGCGAGCAUUGCACAUCGACGCUUCGAGUUCACCAGCAAGAGGUCUGUGGUUUGAAGUGGAGCCCGAGUGGCAACCAGCUCGCGUCUGGCGGUAACGACAACUUGUUGCACAUCUUUGACGCGACUUCGAUCGGCAACCGACAAGCGUUGCACCGAUUAGAUGCGCACCAAGCUGCCGUGAAGGCUCUUGCGUGGUGUCCAUUCCAGUCCAACUUGCUCGCCUCGGGAGGCGGUACCGCCGACCGCUGCAUCAAGUUCUGGAACACGAACACUGGCGCCAUGUUGAACUCUGUCGACACGCACUCGCAAGUGUGCUCGUUGCAGUGGAACACGCAUGAACGAGAGCUUUUGUCAUCGCACGGUUAUAGCCAGAAUCAAUUGUGCUUGUGGAAAUACCCGACGAUGACGAAAAUGGCAGAGUUGACUGGCCAUCAAGCGCGGGUGCUUCACAUGGCGCAGUCUCCAGAUGGUACCACGGUUGUCUCUGCGGCGGCGGAUGAGACGUUGCGAUUCUGGAAGUGCUUUGACAACUCCGUCGAAAAGACCAAGAAGGUGCGUGAUGCUAAUGACUCAUCUGUUCUUCGCAGGUUCAACUUCCGUUAA
Molecule: messenger RNA, 1374 nt
Organism: Ostreococcus tauri
Lineage: Eukaryota; Viridiplantae; Chlorophyta; Mamiellophyceae; Mamiellales; Bathycoccaceae
Product: WD40/YVTN repeat-like-containing domain
Exons: 3
Coding region: 1-1374 (457 amino acids)
Biological process (GO): anaphase-promoting complex-dependent catabolic process; positive regulation of ubiquitin protein ligase activity; positive regulation of anaphase-promoting complex-dependent catabolic process
Cellular component (GO): anaphase-promoting complex
Molecular function (GO): ubiquitin ligase activator activity; anaphase-promoting complex binding; protein binding
Source: RefSeq, a predicted model, not a curated record